This is a messenger RNA of Limanda limanda (common dab), 1350 nucleotides long. RefSeq names its product Kruppel like factor 5b (gene klf5b). The transcript is spliced from 4 exons. Gene Ontology annotation, biological process: regulation of transcription by RNA polymerase II. Gene Ontology annotation, molecular function: DNA-binding transcription factor activity, RNA polymerase II-specific; RNA polymerase II cis-regulatory region sequence-specific DNA binding. NCBI's taxonomy places the organism in Eukaryota, Metazoa, Chordata, Actinopteri, Pleuronectiformes, Pleuronectidae. The record is from RefSeq and is a predicted model, not a curated record. The coding region runs from base 1 to 1350 and encodes 449 amino acids.
AUGGCCGCUGCCGUGAGGAAUCCUGUGUGGGUCGCUCCGGGGCAGGACGCGCAGUGUCUCCACAGGAGGAGCGCUACCGACGCGCCACCGACGGCCGGGGUGGGGGGUGCGGACCGCGGACCAGCGCCGUGCAACACCAGGGAUGCCAUCCCGGGAACUUCGUGCUUCCAUGACUACAACGUGGCUAAGUCAGAGAUGGAUAGCUACCUGUCUCCGCACCCGCACGACAUAGUCACCUCCAAAAUGUUGUGCAGGGACGGCUCUCUGAUGCUGGAGCAGCCUUUCCCAGAGGACUUUGCCUCGCCUUACAGCGUCAACAUGAGCCUGCUCCUGCCUGACGUCACGUACCUGCACCCCGGUCUCUGCAGGACCGUGAGGCAGAUCAAAACAGAGCCGACGCACUCCAUGAUGCACCCCCCCUGCCAGGGCCACGGGGGGCCGCCACGGGCUCUCCCGGGCGCUCCGAGCGCGGCCGACACAGCAAGCGGUAACUUUUUCAUCAAACAGGAAGUGCCAGAUUUCCAGGAUGUUCCCCUGUUUCAGCUCUUGAACUCUGACCUGGAGCAGCUCAUUCAUGGGUCGCAGCUGAGCUCCAUCCCCAUGGCACCGCUCAGUCAUCCCAAUGGGAACGUCCAUGCAGGCCCAGUGCCGCAUUCUGCAAAGCCCACAGGGAAUCCUCAGAGAGAGUGUUUUCAGUUCAAUCGGCACUCAGGCCAUCGGCAGACACCGACCUAUUUGCCCCCUUCUCCGCCAAACUCUGAGCCCCCCAGUCCGGACAGGGGGAAGGAGCUCCUCCACAAUCUGUCCCCACCUCCCUCCUAUGAAGCCAGCAUCGCCUCUAAGUUAACAUUUCAGACCCAUAAUCCCAUCGAUCCAAGACAGACUCCCAGUGUCGCUCCAACCCAAGGUCCACACCAAAAUACCAGUGUCCGAUCAGUCCAAAGUCCAGGUGUUGGUCCGGUCCAGCGUUCGAGCCUGAGUCCACUUCACACAGCACCAGGUGUGGGCCCUCUGUCCCCCGUGUUGGGGAACGAGUCAGCUUCACUCAGGUUCAACCGAAGGAAUAAUCCUGAUCUGGAGAGACGGCGGAUUCACCACUGUGACGUCCCAGGAUGUAAGAAAGUGUACACCAAGUCCUCUCAUUUAAAAGCCCAUCUACGGACCCACACAGGAGAGAAGCCUUACGAGUGCUCCUGGGAGGGAUGUGAGUGGCGCUUCGCUCGUUCCGAUGAGCUGACUCGCCAUUUCAGGAAACACACCGGUGCAAAGCCUUUCCAGUGUGGAGUAUGCAACCGCUGCUUCUCCCGCUCCGACCACCUGGCACUACACAUGAAAAGACACCAGCGCUAG